Molecule: messenger RNA, 1428 nt
Organism: Penicillium soppii
Lineage: Eukaryota; Fungi; Ascomycota; Eurotiomycetes; Eurotiales; Aspergillaceae
Product: H(+)-transporting V1 sector ATPase subunit H
Exons: 3
Coding region: 1-1428 (475 amino acids)
Biological process (GO): proton transmembrane transport
Cellular component (GO): fungal-type vacuole membrane; vacuolar proton-transporting V-type ATPase, V1 domain
Molecular function (GO): proton-transporting ATPase activity, rotational mechanism
Source: RefSeq, a predicted model, not a curated record
AUGUCGCUGGAUCCACCUACCUACCUCAGCUCGCUUCAGAAUAACAUCCGAGCUCGGCCAAUUCCGUGGGAGGGCGCUGUCCGAGCGGGCAACAUCACCGAUGAGCACUUGAAGAAGAUCAAGGCGGUGGACAAGGUGCGCAAGGAACAGCGAUGCCAAACAAUAGAAGCCGAUAUUGCUGGAUACGCCGAUCUAUUGGCCGGUGGCGCACAGGGAAAGAGUGUCUUGGACUCGGCCUCCCGAAGGACCGAUAUUGUGCAGUACAUUCUGGUGCUGGCCUCGGACUUGAUCCAAGAUGUACCCUCUCUGGCAGAUUCCCUCAUCUCUCACCCAGAACCGUACAAGCCAUUUCUACCCUUCCUGCAACACUCGACAAAUGCCGAAGACCCUAUCCCUUUGCUCACUUCCACUUUUCUCUCGGCCCUAGUGUCGCGCAGUCUUGUUGCGACACCUAAGCCAGCACCACGCGACAAUGAGGCUCUCCCACACCUAUACACUUACCUCUCCACCUUGAUCAAGAAUCAGGACAAUGGACUCCAGGACAUUGGCGUCCAGGGAUUCUCGGAGCUUCUGAGGACAUCCAGAGCGCGAGAGAUCUUCUGGGAACAACGGAAAGAGACUCUAGAUCCCUUGAUUGAAAUCCUUCGAACUGCAGCGGGAUCUAAAGACGACAACACCAGCACCCUAGGAGGCAGCACUCGCGGUAUCGAGCCUGGUCUCGCUGGUGGCGUUGGUCUCCAGCUUUUGUACCGAGUACUUUUGGUACUAUGGCAGCUUUCAUUCGAGGGUGCUCUCGUUGGUGAUGAACUACAGGAGAGCUACGAAAUUUUCCAACUCUACACCCGCCUCUUGCGUUUCUCAACGAAGAUAAAGACUACCCGUUUGCUUCUUGCAACUCUGUACAACCUCUGUUCCAACAACCGGACAACUUUGCUACCCAUCGCUGUGUUCGUUCGACUCCCCGAACUCCUCGUCAACCUGAAAGGACGUCAGCUCACCGACUCCGAUCUGUGCGAGGAUCUUGAUGCCCUGUCUUCUAUGCUAGAGGAAUACACCAAGACACAAACCACCUUUGACGAGUAUGCCGCCGAAGUUCAGUCGGGCCAUCUGCGCUGGUCGCCUCCUCACAAGAACCCAACAUUCUGGAAGGAAAAUGCUCGACGGAUCGUUGAGGAGUCUAACGGCGCAUUGCCUAAGAAACUGGUUGAGAUCUUGUCCAAGAGCUGGGACAAUGAUAAGCAGGUGCUGGCUAUCGCUUGUAGCGACGUAGGGAACCUAGUGAAGGAGGUUCCGGAGCGCCGUUCGCAAUUGGAGCGAUUGGGCCUCAAGACACGAGUUAUGGAAUUGAUGGUUGACAAGGACGAAUCAGUUCGGUGGGAGAGUUUGCAUGCCGUUGGCGAGUGGCUCCGGUAUACUUUCGAAGGAUGA